Molecule: messenger RNA, 1530 nt
Organism: Fragaria vesca subsp. vesca
Lineage: Eukaryota; Viridiplantae; Streptophyta; Magnoliopsida; Rosales; Rosaceae
Product: pentatricopeptide repeat-containing protein At5g16640, mitochondrial-like
Exons: 1
Coding region: 1-1530 (509 amino acids)
Molecular function (GO): protein binding
Source: RefSeq, a predicted model, not a curated record
AUGGCACUCUCUCUGUCUCUGAUGCCUUCUCCAUAUCCCGUACGCUUCAAACUUGUUCAGACCCCCUUUUCAUACAGAAGCAGAUACAUAAGAACCCAACAAGGUAGACUACUUACUUCUAAAGCACUUUCAUGCUCUGCUACAGAACUUGCUGUUGAUAAACGCCUCACAUCCUCAAAAGAUAUUGGCUUUUACUCCCACAGUGAAGAACCCAAGUUGGGUUUUGAUGAAAUUACUAGUAGGUUGCAUGUACAGAGCUUAGUUGAAAGAAUUAGAGCUUUGCCCACUAGAGAGACAAGUCAAAUUCUUAGUAUUUUUGAGCAAGAUGGUUGCUUUAAAACCAUAUCCGAGUUCAAUGACAUGCUGUUGGCUUUAGCUGUAGCAAAAAUGCCUGAUGUUGCUUUGAGUUUGUAUAGUCAGAUAUCAUCUUACUGUUUAGUUCCUGAUUCUUCUACAUUUUCUGUCGUGAUUACGUGUUACUGUGAGAAAAAUGAUCUGGAUGAGGCCAAGAGGGUUUUAGUCCAUAUGAUUGAAAAUGGGUUUAACCCAAGUGUUGCAACAAUCACUUUUGUUAUAGAUUCAUUAUGCAAAAAGGGUAGAUUGCAGAGAGCUUUGGAGGUUUUUGAGGUGAUGGGUAGAGUUGGGUCCAAGCCCAGUGUUCAAAUGUACAAUUGCUUGUUAAAGGGUUUGUGCUAUGUGGGGAGAGUGGAGGAUGCAUAUGACAUGUUGAUGAAGAUAAAGAAGGGUGUUAUACAACCUGACAUUUAUACAUACACAGCUGUUAUGGAUGGCUUUUGUAAAGUGGGUCGAACAGAUGAGGCGAUGGAACUGCUUAAUGAUGCUGUGGAGUUGGGAUUGAUACUAGAUGUGGUUGCUUUCAACACUUUGUUUGAUGGGUACUGCAGGGAGGGUAGGGCAAUGGAAGGACUUAAUGUGUUGAAGCAGAUGAAGGAGAGAAACUGCAUCCCUGAUUAUAUCACUUAUAGCACAUUGAUACAUGGAUUAUUGAAAUGGGGUAAGACCCGUAAUGCGCUAAGAAUUUAUAAGGAGAUGGUAGAAGUUGGUUUUGAAGUGGAUGAGAGAUUGACAAAUGAUCUUGUGAGAGGGUUAUGCAGGAGAUCAACGAAGGAAAAAGACCUGUUGGAAGAUGCUUGUGAACUGUUUGAAAAAUUGCAGAACGGGGUUUCUGACAUAGACGCCAGUACAUAUGGGCUUAUGAUCCAAAGUCUUUGCAUGGGAAAGAAGAUCGAUGACGCUAUGAUCAAUCUGAAGCAGAUGUUGACAGUGGGUUAUUCACCACGGAUGAUCACCUUUAACAACGUGAUUCAAUCCCUUUGUGCCGAGGAAAAGAUGAUUGAUGCAUUAUUAGUUUUAGGUACUGCAUAUAAAUUUGAUAGAGUAGCAAGUAGAGUAUCUUAUAACCUUCUGAUUCAAAAGUUGAAUCAACAUGGCAGUAUGCUAGAAGCAUGUACUGUAUAUGGUGCAGCAUUGAAGAGAGGUUUAAUCCCGAAUAAAAAGCCUCAACAAUGA